AUGCUGCGCAACGCGUACCUGUCCCGCGGCGGCUCGGCGGUGCUGACGGUGGACUGGUCGUCGCUGGCGGCGCACCGCUGCGGCCGCAAGUUCGCCGAGGCGCAGGCGGAGCUGGUGGGGGCGUGCACGGCGCGCCUGCUGGCGGCGGGGGCGGAGGCGGGCGCGCUGCCGCCCCCGGAGCGGCUGCACGCGCUGGGCGCCGGCCUGGGGGCGCACGUGGCCGCGCUCGCCGCCGCCUGCCUGCCCGGCGGACACGCGCUGGACCCGACGCCGGCGCCGGCGCUGCGCUCGCAGGAGGCCGGGGGCGACGCGACGCCGGUGUCGGCGCCGCUGCUGGACGUGGAGGCGGCGCUCCAGGUGGACGUGCUGCACACGACGGCGCUGGCCGCCGGCGUCCGCGGCGUCGGCGACCCGCGGCCCGCCGGCCACGUCGACAUCUACGUCAGCUGCGGCCAGCCCGUGCAGCCGUUCUGCCACCGCAGCUCAGACCCCGGAAGGUGCUCGCACGAGCUGGCGGCAGCGUACUUCGCGGAGGGCGUGUGGCCGGGCCCCGGGCUGCGCGCCGCGCCCUGCGGCGACGCCUGCCGCCGCAACAUCUCGCUGCCCGAGCUGCCGCCGUCGGAGGCGGCGAGGCUCACCUCCUACACCGUGCCCGUCGGCGAGGACCUGCCCUUCACGGCGUCGGGGCUCCUCUGCGCAGAGGCCUACUCGCGGCCCCCGUUUGGAAGGCAGAAGGGCCAGGGUGGGGGCCUCUUCGGCGGUGGGAGCGGCCACCUGUGUUGGGCGCUGAGCGGCGCGUUGCUGCUCUACCUGCUGUCCAGGGCGCUGGCCGGGCGGGCCGAGGAGCAGCACAACUAA
This is a messenger RNA of Schistocerca nitens (vagrant locust), 858 nucleotides long. RefSeq names its product hepatic triacylglycerol lipase-like. Lineage: Eukaryota; Metazoa; Arthropoda; Insecta; Orthoptera; Acrididae. Bases 1 to 858 code for a protein of 285 amino acids. The record is from RefSeq and is a predicted model, not a curated record. Gene Ontology annotation, molecular function: lipase activity. The transcript is spliced from 5 exons.